AUGGCGUUACUGAUGGGAAGGAUCUGCCGAUUAGAGUGGAGAAGACGGUACUUGAGUUGGAUCCGUGCUCUAUCAUUUAUCGUCCGCCAUCGAGGUGAGAAAUCGGGAGUCGUCGGCGACUUCAGGCGGCUUGUGGUGGACAUCAACAACUUCAGACGGCGUGCACCGAAGAUGAUGCGCCCAUUUUUAAACCUACAAGAAAGUCUCAGGCUUCGCUUGACUUCCGAGGGCUUGUGGUCGGAAAAACCGUGUCUUGGAACAUGGCCACUAUCGCACACGAAGCAAGCGCGCCUAUCUUGGCUGAGGGCUGCAGCCAGAGUGUGCCUGCCUCGUCGUGAAUGGCCUGGUGCUCUUGGUACUCACCGGAAUUUGGUGCAUCUCGGGUGUCCUCGAAUCUCCUCGCCUGAAAUUGGGUUUUUUGGUGCUCGUGGAUCGCCGGCUCGCACGACUUGCUCGUUGCCGAAAAAUUGGUGGCCUCCUUCUUGUCGAGGAAGAUGA
Messenger RNA from Striga asiatica, 498 nucleotides. Lineage: Eukaryota; Viridiplantae; Streptophyta; Magnoliopsida; Lamiales; Orobanchaceae. The record is from the annotation of a GenBank genome assembly.